Helicoverpa armigera (cotton bollworm) is the source of this 1973-nucleotide messenger RNA. It is a transcript of the gene Snr1, whose product is annotated as SWI/SNF-related matrix-associated actin-dependent regulator of chromatin subfamily B member 1-A. Gene Ontology annotation, biological process: positive regulation of pseudohyphal growth by positive regulation of transcription from RNA polymerase II promoter; chromatin remodeling. Gene Ontology annotation, cellular component: npBAF complex; nuclear chromosome; nucleus. NCBI's taxonomy places the organism in Eukaryota, Metazoa, Arthropoda, Insecta, Lepidoptera, Noctuidae. Bases 142 to 1350 code for a protein of 402 amino acids. Gene Ontology annotation, molecular function: transcription coactivator activity. The transcript is spliced from 8 exons. The record is from RefSeq and is a predicted model, not a curated record.
AGUUCAUUUCAUUCAUUCAAGUGUUGAUUUUCGUUCAAUUUGGCGAAUUUGUGGAUAACGCUGGCAAAGACUUUACAAUUUUCGUGAUAAUAAACAGUGUUACUUAAUUUUAUUUGUUAGAAGUUACGAAAAACAGAGAAAAUGGCGUUGAGAACUUACGGCGAUAAGCCGAUAAGCUUUCAGAUAGAGGAGGGUGGAGAAUUCUACUGUGUCGGCUCAGAGGUCGGCAAUUACCUACGGUUAUUCCGUGGGUCUCUCUACAAGAAGUACCCGGGUAUGGCCCGGCGUACUCUUACCAACGAGGAGAGGAAACGUCUCAUUGACAAUGGUCUAGGAGCCCAUGUGCUGUCCAGCUCGGUAUCCCUCCUCAAAGCUUCUGAGGUUGAAGAUAUUAUUGAGGGCAACGAUGAUAAGUAUGUGUACAAAGCGGUGUCAGUCAGCCAGGAGUUGGCAACUCCUAGGGAGAGCAAGAGUAAGAAGCCACACAACCAGUCUUGGCUGCCGGUUAUGCCCAACUCUUCACACUUGGAUGCUGUACCACAAGCCACUCAGAUAAGCAGGACUAGGGUGCAUAAUAAGAAGGUGCGUACAUUCCCCCUGUGUUUUGAUGACACAGACAUGACUGCAAUGUUGGAGAACUCCUCACAGAAGCAGAUUCUUGUGCCCAUCAGACUGGACAUGGAGAUAGAAGGACAGAAACUGAGGGACACAUUUACUUGGAACAAAAAUGAAUCAAUAAUAACACCGGAACAAUUUGCGGAAGUGUUAUGCGAUGACCUUGAACUGAACACAAGCACAUUCAUCCCAGCAAUAGCUUCGUCUAUCAGACAGCAAAUAGAUGCGUUCCCGAGUGAACCUCCCGCUAUACUAGAGGAGCAGCCUGACCAGAGAGUUGUUAUUAAGCUGAACAUACAUGUGGGCAAUACUUCGCUAGUUGAUCAGGUGGAAUGGGACAUGUCGGAGAAAGAGAACAACCCGGAACAGUUUGCUAUGAAGCUGUGUGCUGAGCUGGGGUUAGGCGGGGAGUUCGUCACCGGCAUCGCUUACAGUGUGCGGGGACAGCUGAGCUGGCAUCAGAGGACUUAUGCUUUUAGUGAGGCACCGCUGCCUGUUGUUGAGACGCCAUACCGCCAGCCAUCGGAGGCGGAGCAAUGGGCGCCGCACCUGGAGACGCUCACCAACGCGGAGAUGGAGAAGAAGAUCCGCGACCAGGACCGCAACACGCGACGCAUGCGCCGCCUCGCCAACACUACGCCCGAUGUGUCCUUGAGUCGCGCCGUCAACCGGCUGAUUCGAGCCGACGAGGCCCUCUUCCAAACUACCCCAGAAAAGAGGAGGAAAAAGAUAUAAACUUGCAACACUUGGAAAAAAUGCUGUGUCCUCCUUACUAUAGAAAAAUAUUUCGUUUACAUACCUACAUUAUAAACUCCUUAGGCCCAUUUUCGUCGACAUCAUAAACGUCAGGUUUCUGAAAAUAACUAAUUAGGUUCUAUGAAUAUUCCCAUUCAAUUUUAAAAGUAAACAGAUGUUUUAAGAAAACCUGAAGUUUAUGUUGUCGCUAAUAAUGGGCCUUAACGUUGUCAUACAUCUGGUUUGCUGCUAACCACUUCGACUUCAUACACCCCUGGUACUUUCAACUGUAAAGUUAUACGUAAGUAAUUUCUAUUUUAACGUUUUACAUACGCCUGAUACGAAUUAUUAAAUAAGUAAGCUUUUUUAUAGAUUCUACUUUUAUUUUUUUUCAUAUAUUGCUUUAGUUUUAGAUGUCUGAAACGGGUAUAUGUUUCAUAUUCAAUGAUAAUUUUGCCAUAUUGUGAUAGAUAUCAUCUUGCCAAUACGACAUUCAAUGGUGGGACACAGCAACUUAAUUUUUUAUUCCAUAUUAUUAUAAAUCUUGAUGUAAUCGUAAAUUUCAAUACGUAGUUCUUUACAUUUAGGGAAUUUAAAGCGCUUGGUCUGUGAGAGAUCAGUUU